Sus scrofa (pig) is the source of this 2474-nucleotide messenger RNA. Lineage: Eukaryota; Metazoa; Chordata; Mammalia; Artiodactyla; Suidae. The record is from RefSeq and is a predicted model, not a curated record.
UUUGCUGAGUUGUUGCUCAGGAGCUUAGAGUCAGCUGUGUCCAGUUUGAGUUCCAGCUGGUGAAGACUGGUUAAGACCACCCACCCUCUAACUGCGCGUGCUCAUACCCUGAAGCGCCUUUGACUUGUGCCUGCGUAGAAUGAAGAUCGCCUCCCCUUUUUCUUGUCUCCAGUCGCUUUACCCGUGAUCCCCAUACCCCAGCCCCCUCGCCUUUGGGGAGAUGGCUUUGAGACUUAUUCUUCUGUCUUCUUGCUUGGCUGCUGCGUGGAUAAGUCCUUUCUUUCUCUGUCGCAAACCCUGGCGUCUCAGCAUUUGCAGUGCUGGUUGUGGGGCAAACGAACCUGGUUCGAACCAUGGAUGCCUCGUUGGUCCGUUCUGACGGAGCGGCCAAGAAGGGGAGUGACUCAGAUGACCUUAUGGCGGUGAUAUGUGACGCCACCGUCUCUGGAAGAACCAUGGAUGCCUCGUUGGUCCGUUCUGACGGAGCGGCCAAGAAGGGGAGUGACUCAGAUGACCUUAUGGCGGUGAUAUGUGACGCCACCGUCUCUGGAAGUUGUGAUCCAGAUGACGUUACAAUAGUGAUUUGCGACGCAACCGUCUCUGGAAGUGUUGCCCUCGAUGAAUUGACGGAAGUAAUAACCUCUGAAGAAUUCUCCACCGCAAGCACUGUCUUGAGUGAACUGACAACAGGGAUGCCUGAUGGACCCACUACUGAAACCAAAAGUAUCCUGAAACAACUCUCUAAGCUCGACAAUGGUGUGGAUGACGCUGACAUUCUCAAUUCAAGCAGCACCAUUAGGAGAAUUGUGCACCUGAUUGUAUCAUCCUUCACUUUCAGAAUAUUUGGGAUUUUGCUGAUCUUUGUGGAUGUCUUCCUCAUUGUUACAGACCUCCUGGCCACUGACAGCACACACUCUAUUCCUAUCGAAUAUCGUUCAAUUUCUUUAGCUAUUGCUAUGUAUUUCUUGAUGGAAGUUUGUCUUCGAGUAUUUAUAGACGGGAUACGACCGUAUUUUUCUGAUAUAUUUAACUUCUUAGAUGCUGCUGUUAUUGUGGUGACUCUUCUGGUUGAUAUCGUUUAUAUUUUCUAUGACUUUAAGAGUCUUAAAGAUAUCUCCAAAUUGACGUUUUUUUUCCGACCUCUACGACUUAAUCUGUUAAGAGUUUUUCAUCUGGUUCAUCAAAAGAAACAUCUUGAAAUAUUGGCCAGAAGAGUGGUUUCGGAAAACAAAAGGCGAUAUAAGAAGAAUGGAUUCGACUUAGACCUCACUUAUGUUACUGACCGAGUUAUUGCCAUGUCAUUCCCAUCUUCUGGAAAGCAGUCUCUCUAUAGGAAUCCCAUUGAGGAAGUUGUGCGGUUCCUGGAUACCAAGCAUCAAAACCACUAUCAAGUCUACAAUCUCUGCAGUGAAAAUGCUUACGAUCCUAAGAACUUCCAUCAUCGGGUCCAACGAUACAUGAUUGAUGAUCACAACGUCCCCACUCUCAGUGAGAUGCUGGCCUUCUCCAAGAAUGUGCAAGAGUGGAUGGCUCAAGAUGAGGAAAACGUCAUUGCAGUUCACUGCAAAGGAGGCAAAGGAAGAACGGGAACAAUGAUUUGUGCCUACCUUCUUGCCAGUGAAAUAUUUACAACUGCAGAGGCCAGCUGUUAUUAUUUUGGAGAAAGACGAACAGAUAAAUCCACCAGCAGCAAAUUUCAGGGAAUAGAAACUCCUUCUCAGAAUAGAUUUGUUGGAUAUUUUGCAAAGGUGAAAAAUAGCUUCAACAUGACUCUUCCUCUCCGGAAAAUCCUCACGAUUAAAAAAAUCAUUAUUUAUUCAAUUCAUGGCAAUGGAAAUGAUCUAAAAGUACAGAUAAUAAUGCAACAAAAGACUGUCUUUUCCGGUUCUGCUUCACAAAACUGCAGGAUGGUUCAUGAUGCUGAAACGGACAGAGUAAUAUUUAAUCUACUCAGCUGUCCCCCUCUGUACGAUGAGGUUAAAGUCAAAUUUCUCUCUUCGAAUCUGCCUAAAUACUACGACAACUGUCCAUUUUUCUUUUGGUUCCACACGUCUUUUAUACAGAAUAACAGGCUUUAUCUUCCAAGAAGUGAACUGGACAAUCCCCAUAAACCAAGAGCAUGGAAAAUUUACCGUCCAGACUUUGCAGUUGAGGUACAUUUUGAUGAAGUUGUAGCUGGUAUCUAAAUAAGUUUCCCCUCCCGUAUCUUGUUCUCCCCAAUCCUUGCUCCAUUUCCAUGUCCUUUAAACCUAUUUCCCUGCGGAUAUAUGUACAUAUGUUUUUGAGAAAUCUAUUAAAUAUACAGAAAAGAAACGAUCAGUGGUAAUUUUUUGAAGGUAUACACAUCAAAGUUUUCAUCUAUAUUAAGAUACACUUGAAACAGUACACAGGACAUUAGUUAUUUAUCACUUUUAAAAACUUAGAAAUAAAACUUUCAUAUCAAAAUAACCGGGAUAUUUAAAAACUGUGAUCUU